This is a messenger RNA of Eufriesea mexicana, 6309 nucleotides long. It is a transcript of the gene Nup98-96, whose product is annotated as nuclear pore complex protein Nup98-96. The record is from RefSeq and is a predicted model, not a curated record. Gene Ontology annotation, biological process: protein import into nucleus; post-transcriptional tethering of RNA polymerase II gene DNA at nuclear periphery; telomere tethering at nuclear periphery. Gene Ontology annotation, cellular component: nuclear pore cytoplasmic filaments; nuclear pore. Gene Ontology annotation, molecular function: structural constituent of nuclear pore; RNA binding. The coding region runs from base 171 to 5840 and encodes 1889 amino acids. The transcript has 27 exons. NCBI's taxonomy places the organism in Eukaryota, Metazoa, Arthropoda, Insecta, Hymenoptera, Apidae.
UUUUAUAAAAUUAUAACGAACGACUUUGAUUCUGUUGAAUUUAUAACAAGUUUGAUAAAUAUAUGGUCUGCAAUUACAGUGAAUGACAACCUGCGCGUAUUCCUGGCGUCUUAACGUAUAUUGCAGGUGCCAAUAAGUGUUAAAAGUAAAUCAGAAUUACAAUAUUAAGUAUGUUUGGACAAUCUGGAAAUACGUCAUUCAGUGGUUUCAAUACAGCAACGCAAUCCAGUCCUUUUGGACAAUCUGCGUUUGGUAAACCAAUCACUACAACAAGUUUUGGUACUGGUGCUGCACCAGUCUUUGGUAGCAAUAAUACUUCGCUCUUUAGUUCAAAGCCUGCAGGCUCUACCACUGGUGGCUUAUUUGGCAAUACUACAACUCCACCUGCGUUUACACAACCUUCUUUUGGAGGUUUUGGAACAAAUACAAAUACAAACACCAAUUUAUUUGGUACACAGCAGAAUGCAAGUGCAAAUUUGUUUGGACCAAGUACUGCAACUUCAGCAUUUGGUCAGUCAAAUAAACCAGCUGGAUUUAGUUUUGGUCCUACAUCUGGAACAAAUUUAUUCGGACAACCUCAACAAUCAACUCAACAAACUACUCCUUUUGGACAAAGUAGUACUACUGGAAAUACUAAUUUAUUUGGUGCAACACCUGGUUUUGGCAGUACAAAUACAGCAACUACAAGUAUGACUGGCACUGUUGUUAAAUUUACUCCCGUGAUUACUACCGACUCUAUGUCCAAGAAUGGUAUUUCUCAUACUAUAUCGGCGAGGCAUUGUUGUAUCGCAUCAAUGAAGGAAUACGAAUCAAAGUCUUACGAGGAGUUACGUUUUGAAGAUUAUUCUGUGGGACGAAAAGGAUCCAGCACAGGAAUUUUUGGUGCAUCAGCGCAGCCGUCACCUUUUGGCAAUGCAGGGGCAGGUACUAGUACUGCGACAACGGCCUUUGGUGGAAUGAGCGGGAGUUUUGGAGCAACCACACAAUCUGGGCCAAGUGGCUUAUUUGGGAAGCCUAUAACAAGUUUUGGGACACCAUCAACAACAACAACAAACAAUUUUGCUUUUAAUUCUACUCCGAGUACAAAUCUAUUUGGUAGCAGUACCCAGAAUAAACCUUUUGGUUCAGCAGCUCCAGCACCACUUUUUGCAACAAGUAAUACUAAUCAACCUGCUAGUGCAGCUUUUGGUGGUAUUAAUACAGGUCAAAACACUGCUUUCGGUUCCACAUUUGGUUCAACACAAUCAAAUCAGAAUAUUGGUUUGUUCAAUCAGAACAAAUCAGCUUUCAGUGCACCCUCUACGUCAUCUAGUUCCGCAUUUACCAGUUUCGGCCAAACUCCAUCGAGCAAUACCGGUACAACUCUUUUCGGUGCGAAGUCAACUGGAGGGAUAGGUUUCGGAACAACUUCUACUUUUGGUUCAAAUACAGCGCUGACUUUUGGAACUACAACAGGUUUCACUGCAGGUCAAAACUCCGGUACUUCGUUGUUUAAUACAUCUUUUAAACCUGUAGGACAAACAUCUGGAUUCUGUUUUGGUUCAACUUCUACACCAUCCUCCGGACUUGGUACGAAUACAGGUUUAUUGGGUAGUGGAUCUACUUUAUUUGGACCGCAAAAAGCAGGUGGUUUGUUCGGAAACACUGGUAAUAAUACAACAUUUAAUACGUCGGGAUCAUUUGGAUCUUCAACCUUCGGAACUAAUACAAAUGUGGGCACGGGUAUUGGAACUGGAUUACUUGGUGCUGGAAACACCACCAAUCAAACAAAGAGUUCUGGAACUGUGCCAGUGCAUCAACAAAUUUUAGCUUUGGUGUCUGCACCAUUUGGUGAUUCGCCGUUGCUAAAGAAUCUUUUACCGGCUUCUGGUAAAAUGGAAGAGUUAUUAAAACCAGCAAACGCUCCUUCUAAACUAUUGAAUGGUCCACAAUACAAGGUUACUACUGAUAACAAAUCUCCGAAAAUUAAGGCUAAAGUUGUUACUCCUGCACAAUUAUCUAAGAAGUCAAUGUUCGAAGGUCUUGAAGAGGAAGAUCCACUCUCGGAAGCAUUUCAGCCCCGACCAAAUGCAAAGCGUUUAGUGCUACGUCCAAAAUCGAUAUCAAACUCAAUAGUUUCAUCACCUACCGAAAGUUCGCAAAAUGUAGGAAAAAACUUACAAUCUUCUGAUAAGGGAGAAGGGAGAUCGCCUGUAACAGAUUCGUACAUUGAAAAUACAAUUAUCGAAACUGUAGAUAAAGAAAAUCAUAGUCAAGAUAAUAAUCGACAAUUAGUAAAUGAUAGAAAGUCGUCUUCAUCUUGGUUGAAAACGAGUAUUCCACGAAACACAUCGAUAAAAAAUUUGAACGACGAAUCAUUCGAAGGACAGCGUUCACUGUUCUCCGGUUCGAACGCAUUGUCUGAUGAAAUGAUAAAUAAUACUGUUACCGAGUUGCGACCUUAUGCUAACACGAGCCCAUCAAAUCAAAUAUGCUCUGAAAUUAAUUCUUCUGCGGAUACGUCCUUAAAGAAUUCGUCUCUUGUUGAUAAAUCAUGUACGGAUAUCGUAACCCAAAAUUCUGAUUCGAGCCAGGAAUUGGAUGAAAGUUCCUUUUCGACGUUACAAACUUCAAAUUGGAAAGCAAACACAGCAAAUGUAAUAUUAAAACGUGCAGGUUACUAUACAAUUCCGCCGCUUGAUAAAUUAGACGAGUAUAUUUGCGGCGAAACAUGUAUUGUCCCAAACUUCACAGUUGGUCGCGAAGGUUAUGGAAAUGUGUAUUUCCCUGAAUCAUUUGAUAUAUAUGGUCUCAAUUUAGAUGAAAUUGUACAUUUCCGACACAAAGAAGUUAUCAUUUAUCCAGACGACGAAAAAAAACCACCUGUCGGACAAGGAUUAAACCGUAAAGCGCAAGUUACUUUAGACCGAGUGUGGCCACACGAUAAGUCUCUACAUAAGCCCAUUACCGACCCUCGUCGAUUAACUGCAAUGGAUUAUGAAGAAAAGUUACGAAGAGUGUCAGCGAAACAUGAUACUAGAUUCUUGGAAUAUCGCCCUGAAACUGGUUCAUGGGUUUUUAAGGUAGAUCAUUUUUCUAAAUAUGGCCUGAGCGAUUCAGACGAAGAAGAUAAUAAUGUACCUACAGCGAAUGACACUAAAAGGUUAAAAUUAUGCGCCGGAACUCAACAAAAAUACACGAACAAGUUGGAACAAUCGAAAGUUGCAAAUAGGGAUAUUUCCAUGACUAAUGAUUCGAAAAUUGGAAGUGCAGAUUGUUCAGAUUUGGAUGCAUGUGGAUUUUUUUUCACAUGUAGGCCAUUUAGAGUAGAAGAUCGUAAGCGCGAGAAACGAUUACCAAUAAGUCCUACUGGAGAUAAUGCUCGUAUUUUGGGUACUGACAGUCAUAAGUUACAAUUAAUGAAAGCUAGUUUUUUCGACGAUAACGACGAAAAGAUUAGUGAGACUUAUGAUCAAGAAUCGGAUCGUGCAUUAUUUCUCUCUGGUCAUAAAAGUUCUUUACGAUGUUUCAUCAAUGCUGUUCAAAAAUUGGAUGAAGAUCGAAAUUACGAACCAUCUGUUAGUCCGAUAUUACGAUCAAAUUUGACAAUUUAUCGUACGCCGACGAUCACUUAUGAAGAACUAGAAUUUUCGAAAACAGAUCCUGAAUUGAAACAUUUGAAACAUUCGAUGGAUGUCAUUAGUACGAAAUCAUUGAUAUAUGAAAAAGGUUUGCCGGAUCCUUCGAUAACUCCUGUAACUACAAUUCUUAAGUGGGUUUCUGAAGUGAUUCCGUUAUCGAAAUCUAUCAUACAUAAGCUAGAAUCUCGUUCCAUUGCUGAUACUGGCAUACAAAUGGGAAGAAUGUUCAAACCAAGUUGGGGACGUGGUUUAACAUUACUUACAUUGAGUACGAGAAGUCUUGCUGACUGUGUACCAUUAAGCAGUUCAUUUGAACAAAUUGGAUCUUAUGUAUGCGGUCGUUCUGCAGAAGAUACAACAUCGGUUGCAAUAGUCCAACGUAUACAAAUUUUAGGUGGUAAUGGAACCGAUGCUGAACGCAUUAAAAUAUUCAAAGAAAGUAUAGAAGGUCAUCUAAAAAUUCAAUUGUCACACCGUGUAAUGAAUCAAGAAGGAGAUUGCCCAAUUUUUGAUGUAGAUACAGAUAUUAAUAAGGCGAGCAUGGCUUUACACGCACAUUGUAGUUUAGCCGAAGAAUUUGCGGAGCAAUUUGCCACAGAUUGUUUUGCUUCGUAUGUUGCUAAUGUUUGGAAACUCUGCGUAGCUCUUUGGGGGAUCUUGCCUGAUGUAAAUGUUGCCGCAGAAAAUCCAGAAGAUCAUAGUGUUGUAAUGGCGCGACGAGAGGCUAUUGGAGAAUGGUUAAGGAACGUUAUACGAAAAACACCUGUGUGGGAAAAUACGGAUAUUAGUAAUGAAACAAAAAUAUUGUUUUUACUAUCUGCUUUUGAGUUAGAAGAAGCGUGUAAAACUGCACGAGAAGUGGGUGAUCAUUGUUUGGCUUUAUUGAUGGCACAGUUAUGCAGUGGAAUGCCUAUAAAAGUAUUAAUAAAGCAGCAAAUUGCAUUAUGGCAAGAUGCUGGUGUUGAUGAAAACAUCUCGUUAGAUCGAUUAAAACUGUUUGCAUUGGUGGCGGGUGAACCUCUUGUACCCAGUAAACAUGGUCUUAUUAAUGUCUGCGAAGCUUUCGAUUGGAAGAGAGCGUUAGCUGUUCAUUUGUGGUAUUUUUCAUCCCCGAUUGACUCGAUAAGAGAUACGUUAGAUAUCUAUGAGACCUCUUUUGAUACAAGCAAGAUAGCAUAUGCUUAUACGGUAAUACCGAAACCCGAGUACAAAGGAGAUGAUUACGAGCUUGAACUAAAUAAUGGGAAACCAAUAUACGAUCUUUGUUUUCAUCUUUUAAAGUUAUUUUGUACUGGCAAUCAUACACUAGGAGAAUUAUUGAACCCGGCAACACAUACUGCCGAUCCAUUGGAUUAUAGGCUCAGUUGGUUGAUGCAGCAAGUACUUUUAGCUUUGGGUUAUUCGCAUUUAUCGGAACACGUUGCCAUUUUGACACAUGUUAAUUUCGCUACACAGUUAGAAGCAUAUGGCCUUUGGCAUUGGGCUAUAUUUGUAAUGUUACAUCUAAAGGACGCUGGAAAAAGAAAAACGGCAGUAAUGAAUUUGCUGCAACGUCAUGUUGAAGUAGACGAUACUGUUGAUUUUCCUGAUCCUAUCGAACGAGAAAAAUUUUUACGAGAAGAGCUAGGUAUACCUUCGAUAUGGAUUCACCAAGCCAAAGCCGUCAAAAGUUACGUAGCUAAAAGAUAUGGCAAAGCGGCUUUUUAUUUUAUUCAAGCAGAACAAUGGAAUACGGCUCAUGAGAUCAUCAUCGAGCAUUUAGCUGCAGAUGUUAUAAUAAACGAGAAUUAUGAUUAUCUACGCGAUUUAUUGCGUCCACUGAUUCCUCCAGAAUGCAAUAGCACCAUAAGUGGUUGGACCUAUCAAGGACAAUUACUUUGGGAAUAUAUGGAAAUAACUAUGGAUGUGGAAUCUUUAUUACGUAGUGCUGACCCACGUGGAAUAAAUUCCAAAUUAGAAUCGUUAAAACAACGAUUGGCAAGUCUUCCAUCCAAAAUCAAUCAAUUUCCUUGCCCAACUGCUAAAUAUAGGCUUUGCCAAGCAGAAAUUGCAAAGAGGACAUUACAUUUGGCGAGAAGUUUGUUGCAAUCAAACGAAAGUAGAUCUACACCGAUAUUUCAACUAGUGUCACAGUUGCCAUUGCCUGAAGAUUAUGCGCAACAAGAACUUCGCCCGAUCGUUAAUAUGCGCGCAAAUGAAAUUAUAUACCAGGCAGCAUAAUUGUUUAUUAUGGAAAUUCAUAGGCAAUUACAUUCACGAUUAACAAGCUUUCCCUUUUAGAUAAAAUAAAUAUUCGUGGACUUUUAUUUUCUGAUUUUGUAAUAAAUAACUUUACGAUGGUGUAUAAUGGUAACGACCAUAAUGGUGAUAAUGAUUGUAGUAUGAAUAAUUAUAACAAUGAUGAUAAUAAUGAUAUUAGAAAUAACAGUGGUAAUAAAAGAUUAAAUAGUUAAGAUUUAUAAUCUUUACAAUUAAGGCCGUUUAUGCUAGUUUGUUACUUAAGAUAUUCUAUAUCUAUAGAUAUUUAAAUGAAUAAAUGAAAAUGAAAAAAGAAGUGGAAUACGUGGUGAGUAUUGUAAGCUUAGAUAUUCGAAUGAUUGUCUGAAUUGUUUAAAGUGCGUAAUUAAAGUAAGAAAAUGGAAAAAUUGUUAUAGUUUAGUUGUUUCAGUUACGGGAAGGAUCGAUUAUA